Messenger RNA from Nipponia nippon (crested ibis), 2266 nucleotides. The record is from RefSeq and is a predicted model, not a curated record. Lineage: Eukaryota; Metazoa; Chordata; Aves; Pelecaniformes; Threskiornithidae.
GUUACAUACCACAACUGUUGCAGUUGUACUGUGUGCCAUUUGGGACAUAGUUUCUACUUUGUUCUGUAGGAUCCCCCCAGAGAAGAAGGAAAUGGAAAAAGAGUGAAGACAGUCCUAGUCCCAAGCGACAACGCCUUUCCCAUUCAGUCUUUGACUAUACAGCAGCAUCACCAGCCCCGUCACCACCAAUGCGACCAUGGGAGAUGACAUCAAAUAGGCAGCCUCCUUUGGCUCGACCCAACCAACACCACUUCUCAGGGGAACGAUGCAACACACCCGCACGAAACAGGAGGAGUCCUCCUGUUCGACGGCAGAGAACAAGAAGAGAUCGUUUGUCUAGACAUAAUUCCAUUAGCCAGGAUGAAAACUAUCACCAUCUCUCCUAUGGACAGCAGCAAGCAAUAGAAGAGCCCCGAGCCUUUCACCCACCGAAUGUAUCUCCUCGUAUGUUGCAUCCAGCUGCUCACCCACCACAGCAGAAUGCAGUGAUGGUUGACAUUCAUGAUCAGAUACAUCAGGGCACAGUUCCUGUCUCGUACACAGUGACAACAGUGGCUCCACAUGGGAUACCACUUUGCACAGGCCAGCACAUCCCAGCCUGCAGCACGCAACAGGUCCCAGGGUGCUCAGUGGUUUUCAGUGGGCAGCACCUUCCAGUUUGCAGUGUGCCCCCCCCAAUGCUUCAGGCAUGCUCAGUCCAGCACCUACCUGUACCGUAUGCAGCAUUUCCACCCCUCAUUUCUAGUGACCCAUUCCUUUUGCAUCCUCCUCAUAUCUCUCCACACCACCCUCCUCACUUGCCUCCUCCAGGACAAUUCGUUCCUUUCCAAGCACAGCAGUCACGGUCGCCACUUCAAAGGAUAGAAAAUGAAGUAGAACUGCUUGGAGAACAUCUUCCUGUAGGAGGUUUUACAUAUCCUCCUUCAGCCCAUCCACCAACAUUGCCUCCCUCAGCUCCUCUCCAAUUUCUAACCCACGAUCCUUUACACCAGGAGGUGUCAUUUGGUGUACCUUACCCACCUUUUAUGCCUCGAAGACUCACAGGGCGCAGCAGAUACCGAUCACAGCAGCCAAUACCACCACACCCUUACCAUCCCAGCCUAUUACCUUAUGUGCUAUCAAUGCUCCCAGUGCCACCUGCAGUUGGACCAGCUUUCAGCUUUGAGUUGGAUGUGGAAGAUGGAGAGGUAGAAAACUAUGAGGCACUGCUGAAUUUGGCAGAACGUCUGGGAGAAGCCAAACCACGAGGACUGACAAAGGCAGACAUUGAACAGCUUCCAUCCUACAGGUUCAAUCCAAACAACCACCAGUCAGAACAAACAUUGUGUGUGGUGUGUAUGUGUGAUUUUGAGUCAAGGCAGCUACUUAGAGUCUUACCCUGUAACCACGAGUUCCAUGCCAAGUGUGUCGAUAAAUGGCUGAAGGCAAAUCGUACCUGCCCAAUUUGUAGAGCUGAUGCUUCGGAAGUGCAUCGUGAUUCAGAAUGACCAAUCUUAAGAGCACAAAUCUGGUUUGGGUGUUCCUGGUCACAUGUAUAUAUGAACUAUCUAUUGAACUUACCCAUGUGGCUUCCAGCCUACCCUUGACACAAAAGGGUCAAUGGACCUUACUUUGCACUGUGUGACUUAAUCAAUUACAAAGCUUAUAUAACUAGUCUCCACAGUUACGGGGUUGUUAUACUAACAGUGUGAUUGGAACUCCAAAGAUAUUUUUUUUAGCUUAAUUUUGUGUGUGCACUAACAUUCCCUGGUUUUCGUGUGAUCAUUCCGAGUGUUGCUGCGAGAUUACUGUGGACGUGAUCUUUUAGCAUGUGCUUUUAUAUAAAAGAAAAAGGAAAAAAAAAAGUGGUAGCUCCAAACAAUAUAGCAAUCUACCUUAUAUAGAGCCUUCAGAUACUGUGAGUGGGAAUGAAUGGUGUGAAUGUGUGUUUGCUUGUGACAGGAUGUGUGAAGUGUGCUAGUGACUGAGUGUGCAUGUGUGUUUGAGAACUUAUAUACCAGCAUGUACUGAGAACGUAUGUGUGUAGUGAUAAUUAUGCUGCAAUGUAUAAUCUUGUGUGUUAUUUAAACAGUACUAGUACUGUACACUGGUCCCUUUCCUUGUGUUUGCACUUGCACACUGAAUGAGGUGGGUGCAGCAAUUACAGACAUUUAGUAUUUCCUCCCCAAUGUACUUACAGAUAUAAAGACCUUUCUACCUACUAUUCAAACAGCUGUUACGCUUCCCCUUCAAUGGAGGCUUUAAAUGUGUACCACUAAAGAGUGCA